Messenger RNA from Cornus florida, 916 nucleotides. Its product is annotated as ubiquitin-conjugating enzyme 15. The transcript is spliced from 6 exons. NCBI's taxonomy places the organism in Eukaryota, Viridiplantae, Streptophyta, Magnoliopsida, Cornales, Cornaceae. The record is from RefSeq and is a predicted model, not a curated record. Bases 139 to 624 code for a protein of 161 amino acids.
CAAAUCGAAUAUUAAAUAUCCACAGUAAAAGUCCAAUGGUUCUCACACAAAGUCCUGACUAACCAAACGGUGCCCUCUAGAAGCCAACAUUCUCUCCUCUCUCUCUUUCUCGCUCUACUCUGCAUCGUUGAAGCAGCCAUGACCAGCACCUCCGCCCAUUCUCGCAAGGCUUUGAGCAAGAUCGCAUGCAAUCGGCUCCAGAAAGAGCUUGUGGAAUGGCAGGUUAAUCCACCUGCUGGAUUCAAACACAAAGUCACUGAUAAUCUUCAAAGAUGGGUAAUUGAAGUCAACGGCGCACCGGGGACUUUGUACGCCAAUGAAACUUACCAGCUUCAAGUUGAUUUUCCCGAGCAUUACCCUAUGGAAGCCCCACAGGUGGUUUUUCUCUCUCCGGCUCCACUUCACGCUCAUAUUUAUAGCAAUGGCCAUAUCUGUUUAGAUAUUCUCUAUGAUUCUUGGUCCCCAGCCAUGACUGUUAGUUCUAUCUGUAUCAGCAUUCUUUCCAUGUUAUCAAGCUCCACCGCGAAGCAACGUCCUGCAGAUAACGACCGUUAUGUGAAGAACUGUAGGAAUGGCAGAUCUCCCAAGGAGACAAGAUGGUGGUUCCAUGAUGAUAAAGUGUAACGAUUACCCAAGGACUGUAACACCACCUCAUUCAUAUGCAUGUGGAUUUAGAAAGGAUGUAUCUUUCUCAAAUUUUCAUAAAAAGAUGGGACAAACAUGAUAUUUUCCAUUUCAAAAACCCUACUAUAUAUAUAUUAGUUGGGAAAUGAAACAACUGCCCAAGAGCUGCUGCAAGGCAGCAAUGCUGGGUAUAACCUGUAAAGCAGUAAUAGUAUGGAACCAAUAUAGGCUUUGAGUUAUUUGUGUGUGUGUGUUUCUUUGAGUAUAUGAAGAUGUAUGUUUUUUUAAGUAA